Mandrillus leucophaeus (drill) is the source of this 1305-nucleotide messenger RNA. It is a transcript of the gene SH2B2, whose product is annotated as SH2B adaptor protein 2. Gene Ontology annotation, cellular component: plasma membrane. The coding region runs from base 92 to 1231 and encodes 379 amino acids. The transcript is spliced from 11 exons. Lineage: Eukaryota; Metazoa; Chordata; Mammalia; Primates; Cercopithecidae. Gene Ontology annotation, molecular function: transmembrane receptor protein tyrosine kinase adaptor activity. The record is from RefSeq and is a predicted model, not a curated record. Gene Ontology annotation, biological process: antigen receptor-mediated signaling pathway; intracellular signal transduction.
CCCCACAGCUACUUCCACAUCUCCAUCAGUUCCUCCUUGUGGGUCCCAGGCGCUCUGCCCCCGGCCCCUCCCCACUUCCUCCUCCCUGGGGAUGGAUCCGAGCUAUUGUCCUGCCCAUGGCUUCCCAUCUCAGGACGCUCUCUGGCCACUGUCAUCCCAGCAGUGGAGUUCAGCCCACUACUCUGAACCAGCCGCAGGUGGCUGCAAUGGGACGGAAGCCAUGAAUGGUGCCUGGCAGAAGUGCCGCCUGCUCCUGCGCAGGGCUGUGGCCGAGGAACGCUUCCGCCUGGAGUUCUUCGUGCCGCCCAAGGCCUCCAGGCCCAAGGUCAGCAUCCCACUGUCAGCCAUCAUUGAGGUCCGCACCACCAUGCCCCUGGAAAUGCCAGAGAAGGACAACACGUUCGUGCUCAAGGUAGAGAAUGGAGCUGAGUACAUCCUGGAGACCAUCGACUCUCUGCAGAAGCACUCGUGGGUAGCCGACAUCCAGGGCUGCGUGGACCCCGGUGACAGUGAGGAAGACACCGAGCUCUCCUGUACCCGAGGAGGCUGUCUGGCCAGCCGCGUGGCCUCCUGCAGCUGUGAGCUCCUGACUGAUGCAGUUGACCUACCCCGGCCCCCAGAGACGACAGCCACGGGUGCAGUGGUGACAGCCCCCCACAGCCGAGGUCGAGAUGCCGUCAGAGAGUCCCUGAUCCACGUCCCACUAGAGACCUUUCUGCAGACCCUGGAAUCCCCGGGCGGCAGCGGCAGUGACAGCAAUAACACAGGGGAAGAGGGUGCAGAGACAGAUCCCGAGGCUGAGCCGGAGCUGGAGCUGUCCGACUACCCCUGGUUCCACGGGACACUGUCCCGGGUCAAGGCUGCUCAACUGGUUCUGGCAGGAGGGCCCCGGAACCACGGCCUCUUCGUGAUCCGCCAAAGUGAGACUCGGCCUGGGGAGUACGUGCUGACUUUCAACUUCCAGGGCAAGGCCAAGCACCUGCGCCUGUCCCUGAACGGCCACGGCCAGUGUCACGUACAGCACCUGUGGUUCCAGUCUGUGCUUGACAUGCUCCGCCACUUCCACACACACCCCAUCCCACUGGAGUCAGGGGGCUCGGCCGAUAUCACCCUUCGCAGCUAUGUGCGGGCCCAGGGCCCCCCGCCAGAGCCGGGCCCCGAGCCCCCUGAGCCCCAGGAGGCUGCGCCUGGCCGCGCGCGCGCCGUGGAGAACCAGUACUCCUUCUACUAGCCCGCGGCGCCGCCCGGGUGGGACACGCCAAGCUCUUCAGUGAAGACACGAUGUUAUUAAAAGCCUGUUUUAGG